AUCUUGGUUUUAUUUGUUAGAUUUUUGCCUGAAGCUUGCUUAAAUUGUCUGUUGAAAAUGUCAAAAUUACGAAAGUCGAAUGACAGGGCUAAUUCAAGAGCGUCCAGGUCGUCCAACCCGCCUGCUUCUGCCCCUGCGGCUACCCCUGCCACAGAUGAAGUUCCCUCCCCAUCAGCACCAGUCCCAAAGACGGAGACACCUAUUAGCUUAGAUGUUCCUUCGACCAAGAAGCGCCGCCUCGAAUAUUUGCGGAGCGGCAUAGAUUCCGAUUGUGAGGUGCAUGUGGCGAAGAAUCCGAGUAUUGCUGAUGAUGGUGCCAGCACCUGUUAUAGGAAAUUUAAAUGUCAUCGCCUAUUUCUGGCAACCGCAUCUGAGAAACUGGAACAUGACAUUUUCGAAAAUAAAAACUGGAACGGAGUAUUGCAAAUUAAUGGAGUCUCGCCGCAGAGUGUGGAAAUCUUUCUGGAAUUCAUUUACACCUUUGAACUGGCAACGGCGCAAAUCGAUCUAUUCCUUAUUGGGGAUAUAUUCAUAUUAUCCUGUGCAUAUAAUUUACCAGACCUCCUGCUGAGCUUCUCGCAAGAACUAAAGAAUAUUACAUGGCCAUUAGCUGGCAUAUUACCAGCCUUCAAUCUGGCAUUCCGUCAUAAUAUUUAUGAUCUGGAAAAUUUUAGCAUAACCAAAAUUUUAGAAAACGCAGCUGCUCUUAAAAACGAGCCUGGACUUAAAAAACUACAGAUUUAUGCAUUUAACUACGUCAUCCAGUUCUGGCUAGCCACCGAGGCGUUAUCCACAAACGAAAUAAUUCAAAUAGUACAGGAGUACCAGAAAGAAAAUAAUUUAAUAUUUAAAAAUGCACAACAAUUUCCACAUUUCAUUAAGAUUAUCAACUAUUUUCCCAGCAUGCUUCUGGACGCCGAAGGAUUCAUUGUUCGUUCGCCUUAAUUAAUGACGACCGAAGUUAACAAGUUAACAUGGCUAUGUAAAUUCUAACAUUGAAAAAAUUUCAGUGUAAUAAAACAGUCUUCUGGUAUCUUGUUAACAUAA
Drosophila navojoa is the source of this 1047-nucleotide messenger RNA. RefSeq lists its product as uncharacterized. Gene Ontology annotation, molecular function: protein binding. Lineage: Eukaryota; Metazoa; Arthropoda; Insecta; Diptera; Drosophilidae. The record is from RefSeq and is a predicted model, not a curated record.